Messenger RNA from Enterobius vermicularis (human pinworm), 1212 nucleotides. NCBI's taxonomy places the organism in Eukaryota, Metazoa, Nematoda, Chromadorea, Rhabditida, Oxyuridae. The record is from the annotation of a GenBank genome assembly.
AUGAAUAAGGAAGAAACUAAGCAGCUUCUACAACCAUUAAUCAAUUCUCCACCGUUAACCGAUCAACUUCUACAACGGCCACCUUUUCGGUUUCUGUUGGACAUUGUCAUCGAAGUGUCAAAAGAAACAAACUUUUUAAAAGAUGUUUUCACUGCGGAAGAGCUUGACAUUUCCACAAUGAUUAACAAAGAAACCAAGGCAGCUUUUUUGAAGAAACUUAUAUCAGUCUUGAACACAGACGGUUCAUUAGACGAUGUCAAAGCUGGGAAAAUUUUAGCUGGAAAAGAGGCUGAAAAAACAAAUUUGCUUUUACAAAAGUUAGCCAAAGAAGCUGCGAAAUUUGCACGAAAAUAUGAUUCGGAGCAUCAAGAAAAUUGGAAGGAGAAUGUUAAAGAGAAGAAAACAAAAACAAAAGAGAAGAAAAGAAGCAGUGGUAGUUCUCGGUCAAGCAAAGAAAGGUUAAAACACGAAGAGCCGGAGGAAGGACCAUCAAGAGAGAAAGAAGAAAGGAAGAAACGGAAGGAACACCGAAGCCGUGAGAGAGCUUCAAGUAAAGAAAAUUUGCAAAUUGCCAAUAAAGACGAGAGCAAAUCAUCUGGAAAAAAUGGAAAGAAGUCGCAUGGGCGAAACGAAGAAAAGAGAGAACACGCCAAGGGGAACAAAGUUAAAGGGGAGGAGAAUCGCGAACAUUCCGGUAAAGUAAGUCACCUUGUAGGUGUUGGUGUUUUGCCGAUUCUCUUCCUCGCGGAUUCCGCUUUAACUAUUUCUUUAAAGCUGUUUCACUUCGAAGUCUGCAGAAAUAAAGCUUGUAGGCCCAUUGUACCCUUACCAACUAGACCACAAACAUCAAUGGGUCGACCUGGCACAGCUGUUGCGCGACUCGCUCCUCCAAAAGUAAAGAAAAAACAAGUCGCAGAGAUAGAAGUGAAGCCAGAGAAGGUAACACUUUCAUAUUCAAAAAUCCUCCUCUUUAACGUGCUUUUCAACGUAGAGAUUUUGAACCUCAAUUCCGAAGAGCAUGGAAGCCUUGUAAAAAAAAUACUGAGCACAAAAAAGGAACUUGAAGCUGGUCUCCAAGACGAUACUUUCGCGUCUACUAGUUUAUUUGACGAUAACCAGAGAAAUCAGCACAAAACUCAGGCGAGUUUCGUCGUCACCUCUAUCUUCAUAAUUUCCAUGUCAGACAUCAGCUGUAGAAAUUUGUUUUUAUAA